Spodoptera littoralis (African cotton leafworm) is the source of this 4014-nucleotide messenger RNA. Lineage: Eukaryota; Metazoa; Arthropoda; Insecta; Lepidoptera; Noctuidae. The record is from the annotation of a GenBank genome assembly.
AUGGCUUCGGUGAAAGUGGCUGUAAGGGUUCGCCCAUUCAAUCAAAGAGAAAAGGACAUGGGCGCGAAAUUGAUUGUCCAGAUGGAGGGAAAGAAAACAAGAUUGCUCACUGUCAAAAAUAGCAAAGAGCAAAAUGACGGCAGUCGCGAGAAGUACAAGGACUUCACGUUCGACCAUUCAUAUUGGUCGUUCGCCAACGAUGACCCCAACUACGCGUCACAGGAACAGGUGUUCGGGGACCUGGGCCUGGACGUAAUAGACAGCGCGUUCGAGGGAUACAAUGCCUGCGUGUUCGCGUACGGACAGACUGGCAGCGGGAAGACAUUCACCAUGAUGGGAUCAUCUGAGUACCAAGGCCUAAUACCUCGUAUAUGUCGUCACCUGUUCUCCCGCGUCGCUGCCGGCAAGGAGUCAGGUUCCUCCUACCGCACAGAAGUCAGCUAUUUAGAGAUCUACAACGAGCGGGUCAAGGACCUCCUCGCUACUGACGCUGGUCACUCGCUGAGGGUCCGAGAGCACCCCAAGCUGGGACCCUACGUACAGGACCUGUCCAAACAUUUGGUGUCGGAUUAUGAUGACAUACAGGAAUGCAUGCACCGAGGCAAUCUCCACCGUACGACGGCAUCAACACAGAUGAACGACGUGUCGUCUCGCUCGCACGCUAUCUUCACGAUAACAUUCGUCCAGGCGAGCUACCUCAGGCAUAAUAACAUGCCCAGUGAAACUGUGUCUAAGGUGCAUCUUGUGGAUUUGGCUGGAAGUGAGCGCGCGGACGCGACGGGCGCGACCGGGCAGCGCCUGGUGGAGGGCGCGCACAUCAACAAGUCGCUGGUGACGCUCGGCUCCGUCAUCUCCGCGCUCGCAGAGUCCAGCCAGCCGCCGGAAGCUCGCCAGAAGGGUCAGAAGAAGGUGUUCAUCCCGUACCGAGACUCGGUGCUGACCUGGCUGCUCAAAGACUCACUCGGAGGCAACUCCAAGACCAUCAUGAUUGCAGCCAUAUCUCCAGCGGACUGUAACUACGGCGAGACGCUCUCAACGCUCCGCUACGCGAACAGAGCGAAGAACAUCAUCAACAAGCCGACCAUCAACGAGGAUCCCAACGUCAAGCUCAUCAGGGAACUGCGCGAGGAGAUUGACAAGCUACGUGCACAGAUUGCGCAUAAUACUGAUCCAAUAGAAACCGAGCCAGGAGUACUAGCAACUCUUCAACGCAAGGAGGCGCAAGAGAAAGUAUUGACUGAAAAAUGGACAGAAAAAUGGCGGGAAACGCAACAAAUAUUGCAAGAACAAAAGGCGCUGGGCCUGCGCAAGAGUGGAUUGGGGGUCGUUCUGGACUCCGACAUGCCCCAUCUAGUUGGGAUCGAUGAUAAUCUGCUAUCUACUGGCGUUACUUUGUAUCAUCUUAAGGAGGGUGAAACAGUGAUAGGUAGUGCGGAGCUAGUCCCGACCCCCGACAUCGUGCUGUCGGGCGCGGGCGUGCUGCCGCUGCACUGCCGCGUGCUGCUGGCGGCCGGCACCGCCACGCUGCAGCCCGCGCCCGGCGCGCAGUGCUGGCUCAACACUGUACUCAUUGACAAACCUGCUAAACUUAGCCAGGGUUGUAUCCUCCUCCUGGGUCGUACGAACAUGUUCCGCUACAACGACCCCGCUGAAGCCGCCAAGCUGCGUCAGGAGGGCAGUGCCUCCGUGAUGAACCUCUCCCGCCUGUCCCUGCUCUCCUGGUCCACCACCGACCUCGCUGCUAGCACUGAAAACCUUAAUACUACGUUGUCUGACUUGGAAAGUGAGAUACGUUGUGAACGUAUCGAGGCUCAGCGCGCGGAGCUGGAGAGGGAGAGGCAACAGUUCCUCAUGCAGCAGGAGGAGAGGCAGCGCCGGUGGCAUGCCGAGAGGGAGGAACUCAUACAGGCGCAGAGGAAACUUGAUGAGGAGCGUUCAGCAAUGGAGAGAGAAUACGCAGCGGCGUGUAGAAGGUUAUCAGGCGACUGGCGCGCUCUGGAGCGGGGCUGGGGACAACGACGUCGCGCGCUGCGCUGUCGGCAGAGGGAGCUGGCGUCGCGGGCCGCGAGACUCUCCGCGCUCAGUGAUACUCAUCGAACUGCAGCUGAGAGUGAGGAGGGUCGCGUGGCCGCGCUGCGCUCCCGAGUGGACGGCAAGAGGGCAGCACUCGACGACUACAUCAACACCAGUGUCCAGGAACUACUCGCUAAUGGAUGCACUUUAGAUGAGAGUUCGACACCCAGUCCGGACAGUCCAGCAUCAGAGACGAGCACGGAGAGCCUGAUGCAUCUGCUGCAGCAGUGCGAACCCAAGGUCGCCUCCAGCAUCAAGGAGACGGUCGACAGACAUAAAAAGGAGUUAUUAGAGUUAGAAGAAGAGCUGCAGAGUCGCGUAGCUUCAGUAGCGUCUCACCGCGUGAAGAUAGAGCGUCUCCAGGCCGAGCUGGCGUUACUGAGCACGCAGGAGCUCGGCCUGCAACAUGCGCUCGCCUCCGACCUGCCUGCCGCAGCCGAUACUAAUGGACUCGAGGGUUCUGGCUCCCCAUCCCCCCUGGAGGGGGUGAAGCGCAGCAAGUCUGAGCUGGUCCUCCGCCGCACUCCGAGAGAGGAGGUACUCGACCCACUCUCUGCUGACGAGAGGGAACACUACAGACAUCGGAGGAUAAACCUUAGUCUCAGCCUAGAUCCUCUAGCGUCUCCAAAUUCAACCCUGAACACGGAAGAAACGUUCCACACAGCUACGUCAUCUCCCAAGAAGUUCCCAGAAUGGGCCCCGGCAGAGGAUACCACACCCACGUCACCGGACACAACGGGCCCCGCCGCGCCCCCGCAGCCACAGUUCCGCUUGGGGCCCGUGCCCACUGCUGAUGAUAGUGAUGACAUGUCCAGCACUGAGGAUUAUCAUAAGCCUAGAAUAGUGGAGGGCCAGUCGUCUAGCUCCGUGGAGCGGUCGCCUGAGGAGCGGCAUCAGAGAGCCAAGUACAAAAGAAGGGUACCAGGAGAAGGUAAACCAGGUCGUCGUCAGGUGACGGAAGUAGAGGCGUUACGCGCCAUGCAGCGGUUGUGUUCCCGCAUCGCCUCGCAGAAGAUGCUCGUCAUAUCGUCGCUGGAGAACGACUGCUCCAAGGAGGAACUUAAUCGGCAGAUCGCGGUCCUACAAGAACUCCAAAAGAAAUACGUGCGUUUGGAGAUGGCACUCCAGUACUCGUUUUUCGACAAUCAGUCGCGGCGGCCCAUGAUGGUCACUCCCAUACAGGAGACUCCCUCCCUCACACUCUCCGAGAGCGACAUGCAGGUCGCUACUGAGGACCCGCCUACUGAGAACGGACAUGUUGAAGACCCAUUGUUGCACAGGUUAAAAGAACAAGAGCUAGAAGGGUCGGAUAACGUGUCGACGUCCAACGACGAGUUACCGGGAGAAACACACGAGCCGCCGUGGGAGGACCCGUUACGGUGUCGCGUCCGAUCCGAUUAUACCGAGUCCAACGACCGACUCGACCGACUCGAUCGGCGACUCGACAGAAUCGAACACUGUGACCGAGACCCGCCGGCCCGGGACAUAUCGUUACCUGAUCCCACGAUAUGUCCCGGUUUAUCACAUCCAAUAGAUUUCAGUGAAGUAGUAAGUAUCCCAGGCUGGGUGACCCGUGGCGCGGGCGCGUCCACGCACCACGAGUACGAGGUCCGCAUCCAGCUGGGCGCGUCGUGUCGCUGGCUGCUACUGCGGCGGUACAGGCGCUUCCGGGACCUGUACCUCACCAUGCGACGGGUUUACGGACCUAAGGUGGGGUCGAUCCCGUUCCCGGCGCGCACGCUGUGGGCGGGCGAGGCGGUGGCGCGCGCGCGGCGCGGCCAGCUGGAGCAGUUCCUGCGGCGCCUGCUGGCGGCGGCGGCGGCCGACGCGCGCUGCCCCUUCCGGGACCCCGACCGCCCGCUCACCAGGGACGCGCUCGUCAGCUUCUCGCCCUUCUUCCGGAAGGGCGUGUUCGAGAGCGGUAAGUGUGGUACAGGAUGA